This is a messenger RNA of Scophthalmus maximus (turbot), 5268 nucleotides long. RefSeq names its product lysine (K)-specific demethylase 4A, genome duplicate b (gene kdm4ab). The transcript is spliced from 23 exons. Gene Ontology annotation, molecular function: histone H3K9 demethylase activity; histone H3K36 demethylase activity. Gene Ontology annotation, cellular component: nucleus. Gene Ontology annotation, biological process: chromatin remodeling. Bases 180 to 3755 code for a protein of 1191 amino acids. Lineage: Eukaryota; Metazoa; Chordata; Actinopteri; Pleuronectiformes; Scophthalmidae. The record is from RefSeq and is a predicted model, not a curated record.
AGUGCGUGUGCGUGCGUAGAAGUGGUAAUGGAGGAUUGUCACAGGGGACUGACUUAGCGAGCAGUCCUCUUUCUCUUCUGUUCGCAACUGCUGUUUCCACUGACUACGAGGCAUUCACACCGCCGGAAACAACUCCCGAAUCAACCGAGAGCAGGUGGCUCUGCCACUGAGUUUCUGGGAUGGCGUCCGACGUGGUUUCCCAAAACCAUGGUUCCAAGGGGAUCAUGACUUUUUACCCCACUGCUGAGCAAUUCAAGAACUUCAGCCGCUACAUUGCAUAUGUGGAGUCCCAGGGAGCACACAAGGCAGGCCUGGCUAAAAUUGUCCCACCAAAGGAAUGGAAGCCUAGAGGAUCCUAUGAUGACAUCGAUGAGUUGGUGAUACCUGCACCCAUCCAGCAGGUGGUGACAGGCCAGUCGGGCCUUUUCACGCAGUACAACAUUCAGAAGAAGUCUAUGACCGUCAGAGAGUUCCGCAAGAUUGCCAACAGUGACAAGUUCUGCAGUCCGCAUUAUGAUGACUUUGAGGAGCUGGAAAGGAAGUACUGGAAGAAUGUGACGUUCAACCCUCCAAUAUAUGGAGCAGAUGUUAAUGGAAGCCUGUAUGACCCUGAAAUCAAAGAGUGGAACAUUUCCCACCUGGACACUAUUUUGGAUACCGUUGAAAGUGAGAGCGGCAUCACUAUUGAGGGUGUUAAUACACCCUACUUGUAUUUUGGUAUGUGGAAGACCACCUUUGCAUGGCACACUGAGGACAUGGACCUCUACAGUAUUAACUACUUGCACUUUGGAGAGCCCAAAUCAUGGUACUGUGUUCCUCCAGAGCAUGGGAAGAGAUUGGAGCGUCUGGCUCAAGGCUUCUUUCCUGGUAGUUCCCAAAAUUGUGAGGCUUUCUUGAGGCACAAGAUGACUCUCAUCUCUCCGUCUAUCCUGAAGAAAUAUGGCAUUCCGUUUGAAAAGAUUACUCAGGAGGCUGGUGAGUUCAUGGUUACUUUCCCCUACGCCUACCAUGCUGGCUUCAACCACGGCUUCAACUGUGCUGAGUCUACCAACUUUGCGACAGAGAGAUGGAUCGAAUAUGGCAAGCAAGCCGUUUUGUGCUCAUGCCGCAAGGACAUGGUGAAAAUUUCCAUGGAUGUAUUUGUGAAGAAGUUCCAGCCAGAUCGCUACGAACAGUGGCUGGCAGGGCGAGAUGUGUUGCCCAUCAACCACUCACGACCCACUCCGGAGGCUAAGGAGUUCCUUGGGGAUUCUGUAAAUGACAUCCCAAGCAACAGUAACAGUUGCUCUGUGGAGAUCUGUGGAGAGGACGGGGAGCGGAAGAGCACUACACAGAGGAUAGAGACCAAGAGACACAGGGUGUGUCUGGAGGUACCUGAGGAGGUUGUUCCUAAGGAUGAAGAUGAUGAAGAUGAGGAGCAUUACGGGAAGCGUCCCAGGCUAAGCCUCAUACCCCCACGUACUACAUCACAAGAUGGCAAGAGGAAUAAAGGCCCACCAAAACUGGUUGUCACGCCUACCAAGCUCACUUUAAUGGAUCCGUUUCACAGAGGCUUGACCCAAAGUAACAGCGAUGGAGGCCGUCCUCAUUAUACCAAGACCCGUGCACCUGCCAUCUCUUCUCAGUCUCAUGCCAGAAAUGGACAUCUGUCUGUGUCAGUGGCGCCUUCUUGGGCAGAAGCUUCUGCACAGCCAUCCCGCAAAAUGGGGGUGGCCAGCCUGCUCUUCCACAGGACACUGAGUCCUAAAGACACUCUUCAGGUGCACAGCUACACUCUAGAAAAGCAGCGGCAACCGCACACACAGCUGCAGGUGCACAGCUACGCCAGAGAGCAUCAACCCCGUCAUCUCCAGCACAAAACCCACCCACAGCCCCGCACACAGGUACAGCCUUCGUCUCCGGCACCAAGCUGUGAAACGACAGAGCUACAGCCCGAAUCUAAAUUCAUCCUUACCAAAGUAGCAACGGCUGAAUCUGAAGCAAAGAGUCCGGAGAAGCGGGACCAAGAGGAGGACAAACCUCAAAUGUCAAUGUCCGUUGAGGCUCUGCCGGAAUCGGAGGAGCCUGAAGUUCAGCCCACCAGCAGGUCUGCUUCCCUACAGGUUCAACCACAACCUCAAGAGUUGGACAACACAGGGAAAGAAACUCCCAAGAGCAACAAGCGAAAGAGUAACCAAUGCCCCCUUGCGGAUAGUGGCAUUGUCAUCCUGAAAGACACCGUUCCUCUCCAGGAACCAAAUCACAGUGAGACGAAGGUGAUCGCUCAGAGUCAUCACUCAUUGCUCCAGCAGGUAUCAGAAGAGCAGUCAUACUGCAAGUCAGUGGUGAAGAAGCAACAGCAGCAUGAACUGCUCCGUAAGCUGCCUCGCCACCACCCUCUGAUCAGAGAGGUGCACAGCGACGAAGACAUGUGUGUAAAUGUGGAGUUUGAACAAGAGGAGAAAGAGGAGUGGGCGAAGCCGCUAAGCCAGCUGUGGCAGUGUCGACCUUAUAACCCUGAGGCAGAGAGGGAGUACAACAAAAGCAUGGGGCAGCACGCCCCCUUCUGCUCCAUCUGCCUCAUCUUUCAUACUUACCAUCAAUCCGACUCCAGUAGUGGAAGUUCUACUUUGACGUUAGUGAACCGUCCAGGGGGCCGCCAGUGGUCCAAACCUCUCAUCCCAGAAAUGUGUUUCAACACCCAAACCAGCAAGACGAACGAGAGCGAGGAGGGACAGCUGUCUAACCCCCACAUCGGAGAGGACGGAACCAGCCAGCUCGUCAGCUGUGCUCAGUGCUGUGUUCGUGUACACACCAGUUGCUAUGGUGUAUCCGGUGAUGAAGCGGAGCUCAAUGACUGGCUGUGUGCCCGCUGUGAGGCUGAUGCCACCACCGAGGACUGCUGUCUGUGUUCCCUGAGAGGCGGCGCUCUGCAGAGAGCCAACAACGACAAGUGGGUUCAUGUGCUGUGUGCCAUAACUGUGCUGGAAGCUUGCUUUGUCAACGUCACCGAGCGGAGCCCCAUCGACCUCUCUGCCAUACCACUGCCACGGUUCAGACUGAAGUGUGUGUACUGCAGGAAACGGAUGAAGAGGGAAGUGACUGGCUGCUGUGUCCAGUGCUCCCACGGCCGCUGCUCCACGGCGUUUCACCCCACCUGCGCUCAGGCCGCUGGGAUCCUCAUGCACCCGGAUGACUGGCCAUUCGUCGUCUUCGUCACCUGCCAUAGACACAGAACGCCCAUCCUACCUGAGCGCAACAAGGCCUCCAUGCGGGAGUUGGCAGUGGGGCAGAAGGUGAUCUGUAAAUACAGAAACACCCGUUAUUACCACAGCGACGUGGUGGAACUGACAACGGCCACCUUCUACGAGGUGGUGUUCGACGACGGGUCCUACAGCGACAACCUCCUCCCUGAGGACAUCGAGAACCGUGACUGCGUCCGCCUCGGUCCGCCCACUGGUGGUGACGCUGUUCAAGUGCGGUGGACAGAUGGACUGAUCUACGGAGCCAAAUUUGUAGCAUCCCACUCCAUCCCCAUGUACCUGGUGGAGUUUGAGGAUGGGUCUCAAAUCACUGUCAAGCGAGAGGACAUCUACACUCUGGAUGAGGAUCUGCCCAAACGAGUCAAGUCACGAAUGUCAGUGGCGUCGGACAUGCGCUUUGAGCUCUUCGCGCAGAAAGACGUCAAACAGACCUCCAAAAGGCAACGGGUCAUCAACUCUCGAUACCGGGAGGACUUCGUCGAGCCCGUCAUCUACCGGGCCAUCAUGGAGUAACUGGUUAUUCCUUACUCCCCCUACCUGCUUUCCACCACCACCUCUUCAACUCACCGCAGAGAGCUCCAGGUCUUCACCGUUUCUGGAUACUGAUGACGACCGCCCCACCUUCUUCCUCCUCCUCCUCCUCCUCCUCCUCCUCUUCCUCCUCUUCCACAGCCUGUCAGGCUAUAUAUUUAUAAACUACGGCUGGGACAUUAAAAGACUUAUGCGUGCGUUGAAUACAUAUUGUUAGACCUCCAUUUUCCAUAACACCCUGUAGAUUGUUUUUCUUCUUCCUAUUCAUGUUGUUUUUUCUUUUUCUCAGGAAGAAGCCAUCUAUCAAUUAUUAAGUAAGGAAAAUGUUUGGCUAUCUUUUUCUCUCCCACCACAUUUUGCAGCUAUCAAGUAAACACACAGUGAACAGCAUAGUUUUUCUUAUCAAGUUUCUUUGUAAACAACAUUUUGCUCUUGCCUUUUAUAAUAAGUUAUCAGAAUAUUUUACAGUGCUUGGCGAUGAGCUUUUAAGACGAAAUGUGAUCUUGGGUCAGUUAUUUUUUCUUCAGCCAUGACAUCAAAUGAAAAGGCGGAACUGUACACUGUGAGCCAAUCAGCUGUUGACUAAUGACUACAAUAAAAAUUUGACUCAUCAAUUUGAUUUAUUAUAACCCCAAAGAACUGAAAUGAUGCAUCAGGGUCAGUGUCUGACACAACUUUAAAUUGUACCAGUCACAUUGUGCAGUGCAUCAUGGUCUGCAAGCCGUUCUCCUCAUGGUUAUGACGACGUGCGUCUACUGUGACAGUAGAAGAAAACCACGUGUGUUUUCGUGGCCCGAGCCUUACGUUUGAAAAGGGUCAAGCGUACUUAGUUUUUUUUUUUCUAAAGCUUAAGGGUUUAUUAUGACUGUUGUAAUUAAUGUUAUUAUUGAACUUUAUUUAUGCGAGUGCAUUAGAUUUGAAAACAGAGCUAUUUUUGUCAUGUCCUUUUCACACUCAGAUGUAUUUAUAUUUAUUAUAUUGAUGGGACUACAGAAAUUCUGUCAAAAUUUUUAGGCUCGCCUUUGCUUCAUUGGAUUUCAAGGUGUGAAUAAUCUGGCUCGUGUUCCCCGUUAAGCGAAAGCACUCUUCUUGUAACCUGUUGCCGUGGGACUUCUUUUUCUUUAGCAUUUUCUAGACACAGACUUCAUUAAGCUUGGUAUGUGUGCGUGCGUGUGUCAAAUGCUAUAGCUCUAGCGACAAAGGUUGUAACCAGGUGAAGAACCCCAUUGUAAGAGGAUCAUUUUCAGAUUUAAUUCAUACAAGUUUUCCUUCACGCCAUGUCCCUUGUACCUGCUUUGAGACAGUCCUUUGUGUAAAGAGUCAUGAGAAGAUGUUGGCUGCAGUCGGACGAGGUGGGCGGACGCCUCGCGAUGUGCCCAUGUCAUGAUGACUGUUGUCUGUUUGGUUUCAUUUGGGACUCACGUCCAAGGCAGCAUCAAAUCUUGUGUACUCUUUGUAAACAUCAACUGUUUGAGUAAAGUGUGAGCUCUGAAAA